CAAUCUAAAGGAUCAAAUCUAACAAAGUAAGCAUCUUAUUGAUCACACUUUAGAAUAUAACUAACUUUCCAUAAAUCAAAAUUAUUUUAAACUCUUUCUACUACAUGCACCUAAAAACAUUGCUUGCUGCUAUCAAAUAUAUCUAAAAAGUAUUGUCAUAGAAAUCUCAUAGUAUUUAGCGGUGCUAAGGACAUGCCACCGAAAAAACAGUAACUCAGUUGUCAUAAUUAAGGAAACUGAAUUCUUGCUCAAUCAACUGAUAUAGCAAAAGCUUUUGCAGUUAUACCAAACUUCCACCUAGCCAGAAAAUUCCAUUCAUGAAGUUUCUUUUUGUAAAAGAAGUGUUGAAGAUCAACUGAUGCCAGGGGAAUCAUGUUUGAAUCUUAGGUGUUGUGAGAUAUUAUAUAUUAUUAUAGAUAAUGUUUUUGUGUUUUCAUAAAAAGAUUCAGCUAAGCUUUGAUGACAAUACUAGGUGGUGGGGGACUGAGGUUGAUGAGUUUUGAAGGAAAACAAUAUAUGAUAGUAGCAUAUUACAAAGGGAAGAGGAAAGAACAAUAAUAGAGUAAUAUAUAGUUUAGAAACCUAUAGAAUAAGUUACAUGAAUGAAUUACCUGGUUCUGUGGGCACAAGUGUCAGUUUUAGUUUGAGAGUAGGCCAAACUUUGUUCUCAUCUGCUUCUCUUCUGUUUAUGUCUUUGGGAGUUGAAUUCUACAGCUACACUGCUUUCUGCUAUUUGGUGACAAUCAUGGGUCUGGUUAUACCUUGGAGUUUCACAUUAGCUUUGGUAGAUGGAUACUCUGUACUUGUCAAAUGCCCGAUUCGCCAACCGGGAAUACUACUGAUUAUUGUUGUGGGAGAUUGGAUUUUAUCAACACUGACACUAGCAGCAGCUUCAUCAACUGCUAGUGUUGUGGAUCUCCUGCUUGAUUCUCAAGGAUCUUUUUGUCCUAUAAAGCUUUGCCGCAGGUACAGGAUAUCUGCAGCUCUGGCCUUUGUGUCAUGGUUUCUGUCAUUGGCAUCCUCUCUUUUUAACCUUUAUCUGUUACCCUCUCUGUGAUUCUCAUUUAAUUCCCCUGUAAAAAUAUUAGAUUGACCAUUGUUUGUUUUGUAGUACUUUUUCAAAUUUUAUGAGACAAUCCUAGUUUGUUAGUGAUGUAUAACUUAAAAGCUCACAUGCAUUUGUAAUAGAAA
This is a messenger RNA of Vicia villosa (hairy vetch), 1191 nucleotides long. RefSeq names its product CASP-like protein 5C1. The transcript has 3 exons. Bases 599 to 1057 code for a protein of 152 amino acids. NCBI's taxonomy places the organism in Eukaryota, Viridiplantae, Streptophyta, Magnoliopsida, Fabales, Fabaceae. The record is from RefSeq and is a predicted model, not a curated record. Gene Ontology annotation, cellular component: membrane.